Molecule: messenger RNA, 1320 nt
Organism: Aaosphaeria arxii CBS 175.79
Lineage: Eukaryota; Fungi; Ascomycota; Dothideomycetes; Pleosporales
Product: autophagy protein 5
Exons: 4
Coding region: 236-1192 (318 amino acids)
Biological process (GO): autophagosome assembly; cellular response to nitrogen starvation; C-terminal protein lipidation
Cellular component (GO): phagophore assembly site membrane; cytoplasm; Atg12-Atg5-Atg16 complex
Source: RefSeq, a predicted model, not a curated record
GAUCCUUGAUUAUUGACUAUCGAGCAACCUCAGGCACGCAAAGGGUAAUUAAUGGAUCUAUUUGUAGACCCUGGAUGUUAAUUCCCCCGCUUUGCUUUGCUUUGCUUUGCCAGUAACCUUUUGCCUCCAUGGAACUAGACCAGCCAACCACAACCCCCACCUAUUAACGAACGACUCGACAACCUAAUACUGGGACCCUUAGCAACUGACUCUCCCCCCAUAGUCUGCUCCGAACAUGAGCAGUUCACGCGAUGUAACGAGUAGACUGCGCCAGACCAUCUGGAAUGGAAGCCUUCCGCUCGAGAUUCGGCUGCACAAAGGCGACUGCAGGACGUACGAUGACUCUGAUCCAUACCUAAUCCAAUAUCCCCGACUAUCAUACCUCGGCCUGCUAAUCCACCGCCUCCGCGCUUUCUUCUCCAACAAACUCAUCUACCCAGACGUAGACGUCACCGACCUCUGGCUGGAGCACGAGGGCGUCCCCUUGAAAUGGCACUACCCCCUCGGCCUCCUCUACGACCUCUACUCUGGGAAUGAACCCGCGUACCCCAACGAUGCCACCUCCAGCAAAGUCGACACAGCAGCAGACGACCAGGUGAAUCUUCCCUGGCGGCUCACCGUCCACUUCUCAGACUACCCGGUCGAGCACCUCGUCAAGCUCGACGCGGAUGGCAAACAUCUCUACGACAUGUUCAUCAACAGUGCAAAGGAAGCAGACUACCUCCGCAACGGCACGGGCAGAACCGUAAUGUCGCUCAGCAAAGAAGACUCCACGCAGCUCUGGGACUCGGUCCAACAGCACGACUUCUCGCUCUUCGGCCCCAUCAACCAGAAGCUGCUCAACCCCCAGGGCGUCAACUUACGACACAUCCCGAUUAAGCUGUACCUACCGCACGCUACGUCGUCGUCAAAGGCAGACGCAGCGGCCAAGAGCAAAGAUAAAGCUCCCGGAUCGUUGAGGGUCGUGCAGGCACUUGUCACGCCCGCGCUUUCAUCACGACAACCGCAGACGGUGGGCACGGCGCUGAACCAGAUCAUACCAAGUUUGUUUCCCAGCCGACGGAGUCCGCUGCUCGCACAGGCGGUGCUGCACGGUGCGGUGCUGCCGCUGGCUUCUAGUGUGGAGGAUCUGCUACGGGUUGCGGCGUACAUGGACGGGUGGAUGCAUAUUGCGGUCAUCAUGAUGGCGUAAGGGGUUUCGUUAUUAUUCGUGAUUGAAGUCGUGAAUUUGAGGGCGGAGGUGGACUACUACCUAGAUAGAGGUCAUCCCGUGGGAUGACAGCGUGAAACAUAUACCUCGAUACCUUGAUAUUACAGUUG